Molecule: messenger RNA, 1243 nt
Organism: Cornus florida
Lineage: Eukaryota; Viridiplantae; Streptophyta; Magnoliopsida; Cornales; Cornaceae
Exons: 5
Coding region: 101-1129 (342 amino acids)
Biological process (GO): P-body assembly; cytoplasmic stress granule assembly
Cellular component (GO): P-body; cytoplasmic stress granule
Molecular function (GO): ATP binding; mRNA binding
Source: RefSeq, a predicted model, not a curated record
GUGUCAAUCUGUCAUUGAUACAGGGAAUGUGCUUUAGCCUUCGUACCACUGAGGAUCCCUUUAAUGAUAGGCAUGGGAAAUUGGAUACUAGAAGAAAGAAAUGAAGAAGCUUGUGCAAUCCCUAGCAGAUGACACGAUGUCGGUUAAUGGGAACAGUGUUCUACAAAGUAAAGGGACCCCAGGUAGAAAUCAUGUGAAGAUGGAGCAUCAAGAACAGGAAAUGGUAAAGGUUAAGAAUUCGGUGAAUGAGCAGAUAAUAUCAGAUAUAUCAAUGGAUGAAGUGGACCAGAAAAUCACAAUCAAGCCAGCAAAAGGACAUGACUUUGAAAAUUCGGGCUGUCCUUCAAAUUUUUUACUUCUGUGCUUGAAUUCAAUAAAAAAUGCCUUGUGGCACGAUGGGAUCUUCAGCGGUGAAGAGGAUAAGCCUUUGUUUGUUGACACGUGGGGAUUUGAGUUUUGGAAAUGCUAUUCAGCUGGAAAAGAUAUAUUAGAGACAAGUGGGGUUUGUUCUACCACGCAGCAGAUUGCUUGGAUAACUUCAACUGCUGCUGAUAGAAUCGCAAGUUUGGAGAAAGAAGGUCUAUCAUUCAACAGUCCCUUUCUUUUGUACCUUGUGCCAUCCAAGGAGAAAGCCACUAAGUUUUUUUUUUCAGCUUUUAACCUCUCCCUUGAGAAUUUAAUUCUUAUGUGUUGUGUUCCAUGGCAUUUGAAGGUACGCUCAGUGUGCAAGCCUCUGAAAGCUCUUGGAAUACAUGCAGUGAGUCUACCUUCUGGUUCUUCCUUAGAUCACCAAAUUCAUGGUCUAAAGAGUUGCGAGCCAGAGUUCAUCAUAUCAACACCUAAGAGGCUUUUGGAACUUGUUUCCUUGAAGGCCAUUGACAUAUCUGGGGUUUCCGUACUGGUGGUUGAUGAUUUGGAAGCUUUUAUUGAAGGUGGUUACUUUGACAUUAUUCAGUCCAUUAAGCAAGCCAUCUCUGGAAAUCCCCAAACUAUAGUUUUCAGUAAUUGCUUGAAUUAUGCGUCCGUUCCACUUGUACGCAACCUUCUGCGGGGAUCAAUCUGCAGAUUAGCACUUAAUGAUUCUAUUGCUAGUCAAAGUGCUUGCAUCAUCCAGUCUGUGCGCGUGUGACCCAGAAGAAAAGCUAUCAAAGGAAUUGGCAUCAUUGUUCAAAUCCUUAACUUUGUGCCUUUGAUGCUAAUACGCAAGGAAAAAAAAAAAAACUAAUAAUGAUCUGUAUCGGUU